Sinocyclocheilus rhinocerous is the source of this 2013-nucleotide messenger RNA. RefSeq names its product smoothelin-like protein 1. The transcript is spliced from 8 exons. Gene Ontology annotation, molecular function: protein binding. The record is from RefSeq and is a predicted model, not a curated record. The coding region runs from base 236 to 1054 and encodes 272 amino acids. Lineage: Eukaryota; Metazoa; Chordata; Actinopteri; Cypriniformes; Cyprinidae.
GUCACUAAUACUAAAUGUCCCGUUCUGCUCUUUCCACUUUUUUCCCCUGGUCCCUUUAGAAGAGGGUGAUGAGGAUCGGGUGGGAGGGCUCUCACGGUGACUCUGAAAAACUCAAGUCACUCCAGCAUCUGAGCUGAGUUGAGUUGAGUGUAUGUGAUCCCACAGUUCACCUUUCUACAUCAGACCGCAAGACCUUUCCUCUCGGACAGCUGCAGUGAGAUCGCUGUCACUAAAGAUGGAGGGUGAGAAGGGAACAUUAGAGGCAGGUACCAAAGAGCAACCUGAUAUGACGGGUCCCCUGACAGCCGAACAGCUGGCAGCUAUAGAGGAUGAAGAGAUCCUCAAUAAUAUGCUAGAUAAGGCUGUGGAUUUUGAGGAGAGGAAAAUGAUCCGCGCUGCCAUGAGAGAACUGCUGAAGAGAAAGAGGGAGCGGCGUGAUAGAGAGCGGGCGGCCCGAAUGGAGAACCUGCGUCAGCAGGGUGGUGGAGGAAAGACAGCUGCUGGACUGAAUAAGGACCAGAAACCCGCUAAUGGCCCGAGCGGCGCUCAGUACAAUGCACACAGGACGGCUCAGGCAAAAUCAUUUUCUCCACCAACCUCUACUUCCUCUCCAAAAACUGUGGGCAGUCCGGCUCAGUCCCAUGUGGCCAGGGUUAAAGUGCCGGGCAGCUCGGCGGUCGGGGGCCCAAAUACCAAAGAUGUCAAACAGAUGCUGCUGGACUGGUGCCGGGUCAAGACUGAACCAUAUGAGGGCGUGAACAUCCAUAAUUUCUCCUCUAGCUGGGCAGACGGUCUGGCGUUUUGUGCCCUGGUGCACAGGUUCUUCUCAGAGAGCUUUGAAUAUUGCACUCUCGACCCUUAUGAUCGCAGGGCCAACUUUGAGAAGGCAUUCAAGACUGCAGAGACACUAGCUGACUGUCCUCGCCUGCUGGACGUUGAUGACUUGAUGCGGAUGCGAGAGCCGGACUGGAAGUGUGUGUACACGUAUAUCCAGGAGUUUUACCGCUGCCUAGUAGAGAAAGGCCUCGUCAAGACUAAAAAGAAGAUGCCAUAGAAACUUUCACAUUUUGAGCAUUUUCACUGUAAAUGACCAAAGAACUACAAAAGGCACACAACAUAGCGCACAUGUGACCUGAAGCUUCUACCAAAGAUCAGUCUAUUAUGUACUCAUGCUCUUCUCUGUUUCAUACACGCAUGCAGCGGAUGAGGUUUAUAACCUGUGUGUUUUGUGCUCGGGUACAGCUGGGGCUCUGAAACAGUGCAUUCCUGUGAGAUUACACAUGCCUUAAUCUCAGUCUAUGCUUAGAGAUUGUGUGAAAGUGUGUGUGCGUACAUGCGGAUGGCUUUUUAUGGUACUGCUACUCCCUGUUUUGAAUGCGCUCCAGCACUGAGACAUCAGGCUUAUAAGGGCAUGAGAUCUAAUGCGGAAUUAUACUUAACCCAGAUUUAUCAUUUGUUUAAAAAUAUAGACGAGGGCACUUUCACUAUUAAAUAAGAGUUCAGAAAGAAAAACAAAGCCUUGAAAAUGCCUCAGUCGUCUCCUACAGAAUAGAAAUGUCACCUGCUUUUGCUUGUAUACAGGGUGAAAUAUGACAGCUUGAAUAGUUUUCGGUUUCUCUCAUUUUGUUCAGGAUCUGAAGUCCAUCAUACUAAGCGUUUGCUUGGUACUACAAAAAUGACCCUAGAACUGCACUAAGAGAGAUUAGGUCCAAUCAAACCUCUCACUCAGGGAUAGACGGGCCCUUGAGGCCUGUAAGACGCCUGUAAGUCUCGUUUCAGAAGACCGAUGGUAAUUUUCAAGUGCUUUUAAAUGUUCUCGACACUUUAUUUGCUGCAUGGCUAAUGACUUAAGUGCACUUUAGAUGUGCAUUUUAAACACAGAUAUUGACACUUCUAUUGUAGCUAAUAACAUAUGAUAAAAAUGAUAUAUUACAAAUUAUGUAAGUAUUAUUAUCUAGUGCUUUAAGUCAUACAAGUACAAUUUCUGUAAAUCUGUAUCUGGUUUGAUUAAAU